This is a messenger RNA of Sporisorium graminicola, 1209 nucleotides long. RefSeq lists its product as uncharacterized. The transcript has a single exon. Lineage: Eukaryota; Fungi; Basidiomycota; Ustilaginomycetes; Ustilaginales; Ustilaginaceae. The coding region runs from base 1 to 1209 and encodes 402 amino acids. The record is from RefSeq and is a predicted model, not a curated record.
AUGUCACACAACGAGCUGCAGCGAGAUAGCCGUCCGCGCCGCGCUACCAUCGCCAGUAUCGAGGCACUGCCAUCAGAGCUCCUCUUCUACCUCUCUCGCUAUCUGGACCUGACAGGUCUGAUCGUCUUCGGCACCGCAACAAGCCAUGCGCUGCGAGCGACGUUCGCGCAAUUCGAUCGCGAGCUGCUCUUCCUCGAGCCUGCUCAUCGGCUCAACCUGGCUGAAUGGAGAGAGGCGGCGCGGCACCUUGAUUCAGUCGGAUUGGCUCCUGUGUCUUGUGUGACCAGAGACUCUUCUGUUGCCGUGACCGGGCUGGAUGGAAAGCUUAAAGGUGAAGACGCGCUGUCCGAAACCGUGCACCAGCUCACACGCGACGAGAGCCUGAUCGAUCUGCACCUCUUGCAAUCCGUGCUGGCGUUUCUGGCCGGCCAGUUCUCGCCGCGAAAACUCGGCUACGCAUCCAAAGAGCAGGUGCGGCCCAAUUACACCGCGACACCCUUCAGAGAGCAAAGCACGAGUGUCAACCAGAUCCGCUGCCUGCAUCUGACCGGCUGGCACGGCAUCGCGGGUGCGUUUUUAAUUCAGCAGCUUCGAACCCAGCCGUUGCUCAGUCAGGUCUGCACGGUUGUCAAGACGGACCGAGCGGACUCGCGGAUAUGGCAGCAAGCGGCUGCAGACGAUCGAAUGUCGGAAAAUAUGCCCUGGGAUGCCGGUCGCGGGUGGAGCGGGCAAAAGCACUACCAGGCGGCACCGGUCUGGCUGAGCCGCCUUGGGUCGACAGAGGAGCCCUACUCAUCGAGGUUGGCGUUCCGGCAGUGUACGCCGACCCAGAUCAUUGUUCAGGUGGGCAAGCGGCGGCCUCGCAGACCAGAGCAGCCGUACUUGAAAGGUGAGGGCCUGCAUAUGGGCUAUCAGGGGUACUGUAUCGAUAUGGCGUCGGAUGCGCGAGACGCGGCGAUGGGCGAUUCGGAUGUACACACAGUCAUCAGCGCUAGUAGUGCAGGGCCAGGGCCUGGACCCUCUUGUCCUGCAGGCACGACCUCGGCAGACGACACAGUCACCCACAACGAUAUCCCGGAUGGCAACGCGCGCAAGAGGCUCCAUGUCAUCUUGCAAGGUCGAGAGGUGGAAGACGGCAAUCAGAACGAAGAGAUGUUUGAACGGAGCAUGGUUUCCUGUAAUCACUGUAAGGAGCGCAUUCUGUUUUAG